This is a messenger RNA of Carassius auratus (goldfish), 1097 nucleotides long. RefSeq names its product neurensin-1-like. Gene Ontology annotation, biological process: nervous system development. Gene Ontology annotation, cellular component: transport vesicle; neuronal cell body; neuron projection. Lineage: Eukaryota; Metazoa; Chordata; Actinopteri; Cypriniformes; Cyprinidae. The record is from RefSeq and is a predicted model, not a curated record. The transcript is spliced from 3 exons. The coding region runs from base 81 to 644 and encodes 187 amino acids.
CUCCAGCAAAUGGAAACUUUGGCUGAUGAAGACACGAAAACAAGCAACAAGGAUAGAUUACUCAACAUUCGGUCUGAGAGAUGGCCUCUUGCUCUGAGUUUUGUGGGUCCAGUCACGUGGUCAACUCCGGCUGUCAUGUUUUCGGAGUGCGUUCUUAUUUGCACCACUUCUACGAGGAGUGCACAGCCUCAAUGAGGGAGCAGCAGGAGGACUUUCAGGACCAGAGAUCACCGCUGCGGUGGAGCUCAAGCUUCUGGAAGGUCACACUUGCCGUUGGUGUCAUGCUCCUGUCAUUGGGGCUGGUGGUCAUGACAGUGGGCUAUUCCAUCCCCACUCGCAUUGAGGCUUUUGGCGAGGGCGAACUGCUGUUUGUGGACCACCAGGCCAUACGUCACAAUCGCUCGCUACACAUAUGUGUGCUGGUCGGGACAGGGCUUCUCACUCUGGGUGGGGUUCUGAUGGCAGGUGGAAUCCUGAUGUCUAACUUCUCCAUAACUCCCACAAAGCAGGAAGACUCAAGAGGAGAACGGAAGAGGGGAACCAGGAGCCCAGCAGACCCUGUAAUGAAGCACCCCAGCCCAGUCUCUAGUGACGGAGGAGUAUCUCCUCUCACUAGGGACGAUAAGGUUCAGCAGUGCUCGUAAAAGAGGUGUGUGACAAUGCCCGUUCAAGAGUGCUGUCAGUGUGAUCAAAAAAAAGCUUGUGUAGAUUUGGGAGUCUUAUUUGUGUUUGAUAAUUAUAUGCUAAGCUAAUUAAAUUGACGUACUUGUGUCAUCUGUUGUCAAGCACAAUAAUUAUUGUCAAAAUAGUUUUUGUAUUUUUGUAUAUUACAGUAUUGAUCAAAUGAAGAGCCACCGAGUGGUUAAAGGGCAGUAAAAGAAAGUUCAGAAUAGUUUGGGGUCAGUAAGUGUUUUAUUUUAUUUUUUAAGAAAUUAAUACUUUUAUUUAUCAAUGUUGAUUCCAUCUGACGGUAAAGACUUUUUACAUUCUUAACUUUGUAUUUAUCAGUGUAUCACAGUGUCCAUGAAAAUAUGAAGCAGCACAACUGUUUUCAACAUUGCUGAUAAUAAUAAAUGUUUUUUUGAACAGCAAAUCAG